UGCCCGAGGCCCCCGAUCGCCCCACCAUCUCCAUGGCAACUGAAAGCUCGGUGUAUGUCACCUGGGUCCCGAGAGCAAACGGCGGCUCUCCAAUCACGGCUUUCCGGGUGGAAUACAGGCGCGGCCGCGUGGCAGAGUGGGUCGUGGCUGCAGAUAACAUCUCACCUCUCAAGCUGUCUGUGGAAGUUCGCAAUCUGGAGCCUGGCUCCACCUACAAGUUUCGCGUUGCCGCCAUGAACAUGUACGGUGAGAGCCCCCACAGCAUCCCCUCCAAGCCCUACCAGGUGCCACAAGCCAGCCCACGCAUGGCAGAUCGCCCCGUGGUCGGACCUCACAUCUCCUCCACGGACGCCAUCAGUGACACACAGAUCAUGCUGCGCUGGACUGUGCGUACACAACUGACAUACACUAUGCACACG
Paralichthys olivaceus (Japanese flounder) is the source of this 419-nucleotide messenger RNA. NCBI's taxonomy places the organism in Eukaryota, Metazoa, Chordata, Actinopteri, Pleuronectiformes, Paralichthyidae. The record is from RefSeq and is a predicted model, not a curated record.